AUGAGCACCUUCGCGCACGUCCUCAAGGGGAUCGGCGAGUUCGGCUUGUUCCAGAAGCGCCUGGUGGCGGUCUUGUGCAUCCCCAGCGUCUUUGUGGCUUUUGACAUUAUUGGUCAGGUUUUCACUGGUCUCAAUUUCCCAAACUACUGCGAGACAGACUGGAUUUUGGAUAGGGCGAAUGGCAACUUGAGCCUGGAAAAGCAGAAGGAACUAACCAUUCCCACCAAUCCAGAUGGAAGCUUCCACAGCUGUCUUAUGUUCACGCCGGUCGACUCUGAUCUGGAGACAAUCGAGAUGUACGGCCUCAACUCCACCACCAGUUGCCUGAACGGAUCGCGGUUUGAGUUGCCGACCGGGGCGUCUAGCAUUGUGACAGAGUUCAAUCUGGUGUGCGACAGAAGCCUUAUGAUUGAGGUGUCUCAAUCCGUUCACAUGGUGGGACUUCUGGUCGGCGCGCUACUCUUAGGUGCCAUGGCCGACAGAUUCGGCCGCCGCUUCGUGUUCUUGCUCGGGCAUCUUCUUCUUCUUUUGGCUGGUGUCGGUGCAGCGUUCUCCCCCAACGUCUACGUUUACAUUUUUCUCAAAUUCAUGUGUGGAUUCGCUUUGUCAGGACUCAUUGCCAACGGUUUUGUGAUUGGUGGCGAGUGGUGCGAAUCAUCCAAGUUUGCGUUCUGCUCCAUCAUCAGUCACAGUUUUUAUUCCAUCGGUCUUGUGAUUUUGGCCGGUCUGGCAUAUUUGAUCCCCAACUGGAGGAUCCUCCAACUGGUCCUUUACAGUCCCCUUCUUCUCGUCCUGGCCUUCUUAUUCUGGCUCGUCCCAGAAUCGGCUCGCUGGCUCAUGACUCAAGGCAGGAAGGAGGAAGCCGUGAAAGAGGUGUGCAGAGCAGCCAAAGUCAACGGGAGGGAGGUGUCGCAAGCGCUGCUGGACAAGAUGGAGCUGGAGGAGACACCCAAAAGAGGCAACAUACUGGAUUUCUUCAGGAUCUCGUAUCUGAGAAAACGAUUGCUUGUUAUGAGCUUCAUCUGGUUUUCCACCAAUGUGGUGUACUUCGGCCUGAGUCUCAACGUGGGCAACUUCGGACUGGACAUUUAUCUGACGCAGUUCGUCUUCGCCUUGGUGGAGCUGGUCGCCCGUCUUGGUUCUUUGCCGCUCAUUGGACGCUUUGGAAGGCGACCGUGCGAGGCUGGCGCAUUGCUGUUCGCGGGGGUGGCUUGCCUGUCCCUCCUUGCCGUGCCUAAAGAACUUCCUGUCGUUACGACUGUCAUCGCCGUAUGUGGGAAAUUUGCAUCCAGUGUCUGUUUCUCCAUCCUGUUUGUUUAUACAGCAGAGCUAUACCCCACUACGUUAAGGCAGAGCGGCCUGGGUCUGAACACGACAUGUUCCCGCUUGGCCGGCAUCCUGGCCCCCCUGAUAAAACUCCUGAGCAACUACCACCGCAGCCUCCCUAUGCUGGUGUAUGGUGUUCUACCAGUGGGCGCUGCGGGGGUCUGUCUGCUGCUGCCAGAGACCCUCAACACUGAACUCCAAGACCAUGCCCAGCUACAGUAA
This is a messenger RNA of Nerophis lumbriciformis (worm pipefish), 1548 nucleotides long. NCBI's taxonomy places the organism in Eukaryota, Metazoa, Chordata, Actinopteri, Syngnathiformes, Syngnathidae. The record is from RefSeq and is a predicted model, not a curated record.